CAUGGCUCCUGUAGAGUGUGGUGGAGGCGGUCAAUAUGUUGGCCGCCGUGGAGCAGGAGGUUGAGCUCCGACGGCGACAUUAACAUUGCUUCCGAGGAACUUUCUCUUUACCGAACUCGAUACCGAACCCUAUAGUUAAUUACAAGUGUUUCUCAGUGUUGUAAACUGAUUAAUAACACGGACAAUGGAAUUCGACGACUAUGAGAGUUUACCCACCAGUAAAGUGGGUGUACAUAUGACGGCAGGAGCUGUUGCUGGAGUAAUGGAACAUUGCGUAAUGUUCCCCAUUGAUUCUGUGAAGACACGAAUGCAGAGUUUAGCACCAUCACCUGAAGCAGCAUAUCGAUCCAUCCGAGAGGGCUUAACAAAGAUGGUAAGCUCAGAAGGACUCCUCAGACCAAUGGGAGGUGUAAAUGCAGUCAUUAUUGGAGCAGGUCCUGCCCAUGCAUUUUACUUCUCAACAUAUGAAGGAAUUAAAGCAACGUUUGGCUCCAAUAAUGCCUUCCAGAACCAUAUUGUCAAUGCGGGUGCUGGAUGUGGAGCUACACUUCUACAUGAUGCUAUAAUGGUACCUGCUGAUGUUAUCAAGCAAAGGAUGCAGAUGUACAAUAGCCCAUAUAGUUCGUGUUUUGAUUGUUUGCGGAAACUAUACCGAAGUGAGGGUGUUAAAGCAUUUUACCGUUCAUUCACAACACAAUUGGUUAUGAACUUACCCUUCCAUGCUAUUCACAUUGUAACAUAUGAGAAGUUCCAGAGUGUCAUGAAUCCAGAGAGGGAUUACAAUCCCAGAGCUCAUAUGGUAGCAGGAGCAGCAGCUGGAGCUGCAGCAUCAGCCUUCACAACACCAUUAGAUAUGUGUAAAACUGUACUUAACACCCAAGAAACAUCUGCCCUGGUUCAUCUGCAACAGUCACGAGUGGUUGGACUUUUGGGUGCUCUUCGGACCAUUUAUGUGAUGAAUGGUGUUGCGGGAUUCUUCAAAGGAAUACAAGCACGUGUUUUGUACCAGAUGCCAGGAACUGCAAUCUCAUGGAGUAUAUAUGAACUCUUUAAGCACCAUAUGACCAAAAAUAAUAGAAAUGAAAAUCCACCUCCACAUUGGGACAGUGAUCUGAUUAAGGAUAGUGUAAUUAGAGACAAUUUAUGUGAUGCAGAAUCAAGUAAAAGUAGUAGUGAUAAUGAUGGGAAACUUAUGGUUCAGGAAAGGCGUAUUACACUUGGUACAACGACGAAUAAAACUGUGGAACGCUUACGGACACUUCACAUGCCCUCUCUGACAGCAAAUUGUUCAGCAGCAGAUGACAACUGGUUGGGCAAGUAGCAGUGAUGUAGGCAUAGGAAACAAAAUAAAAAUACAUUAAUUCCAUAGGAUGUACAGAUUGUGCCUUCAGUUUGAAUAUUGUUAGAGGGAAAUGUAUUUGAAGUCUAUAUUACUUGCCGAGAAUAAGAUCUCGCUGGAUAUUACACAGUAAGAGUAAACAUGAAAAUGCAGAAGAAUGUGGUGCACAUAGUUAAAAAAGAAAACUGAAUUGGAAUUCAGUCUAGUCAUUGUCUUGAGUGAAUCAGAGGAAGGGCAAGUUAAUUUGAUCAAAUUAAAAUUCAUAGCUAUGACAUUGAUUGGAACAAAUUUUAAAGAAUGAGAAGUGAGGUAUAUUAAGAAUGGAUGGAAAUGUUUAAAGUUUCUGAAAACAAUUGUGAUUCUGUCUACCUAACAUAUAACCAGAAUAUCUUAGAAGUUUCCAGAAUGUAAAUAUUUUUAUAGAAACAUAUGAGUUUGUGGGCAACGACCUUAGGAUAUCUCCAGGCGGUGCUUUAUUCAUGUGAUAAUUGCAAAAUGAGAACGUUGUCUCAAGUACAGUAAUAUCAUUUAAGGCUCAUUUUUCACAAAAAAUUUUUGUGGAAACUUGUGUAUUUCAUGAAUUAGGUCUUGAGAAGCCUGUUGCCUCACUUAAACAUUUUAUGGUAUGUGAUAUGUUAACAUUUUUAUGAUUUGAUGUCAUGUCCAUGUUUGCAACUUAGGAUUUUUUUUAUAUACUAUACAUAUAUAUAUAUAAAUAGUUAUUGUAAUACUAAGAAAAGAUUAAACCUCACUAGGUAUGAAUAUCCAAGGGUGAUGUAAUUUAUAGUGCAUGUUAUUAUUUUAAGAUAAAAAGAAAAGGGGUAGCACAAUACUGUACAUUAUUUAAAUUGGCUUAGUAAAGAAAUUUUUUCUCGUAUGUCUCAUACUACAUUUCUAGAUUAAGAUACUUGAAGUAAAAUGGCUAGCUCUUCCAAUAUUUAUGGAGCACAUUGGUGAUGAAAGUUUGGUUCUUUUUCAGAAAAUGUUAUUUGCUAACUUUGUAUAUUUUUUAUUUUAAGAAUUGGCUAUCCAAGUUUACUGUUGUCUAUAAUUUGUUCAUGAAAUUUCUUUUUGUUAAAUAGCAUUAAAUGCAAUAACGAAUGGCUACUACAUUUUGAAAAUCGGUUAAUAGUUCAUAUAAAAAUUUUAACGAAAAAUCUCCAAUAUGGGUUUGAACUCGGGCAUGCAAGACAGUCUUGUGGCUGUGCUCACUUGACUAAGGGAGUACAGUAUUUAUCUCCUAGGACCUACACAUUGCUGUCCUUUGUUCAUAUCUCAACAGGGAGUAUUUAAGUUAUUGUAUGGUUAUACAGGUAUCCCUCAAGAUACGAAAAUUCAGAUAUUCGAAUUUCCUAAAUUGAAAUACUGUACUUCAUGUUAUGAAAGCUUUCCCUGCUUAUACAAAUUUGGGUCCCGUCAAAAAUUCAAAUUGCGCUCCCCUGGAAAUCUGCUGGGGCAGCCACAUCCCCCGAGCGCUCUCCCUACCAGGCUGAGGAGGGUUAUUUUUUUAGUUGUAUCUUGGGUAUACAGUAUAAACAUUACUUUCUUCAUAUUUUUUCAUUCAGUUACAUGCACACACAAUCCUACAUACAAAAGGCACAAAAAGUAAAAGAAAUAACUAUCAUAAGGUCAAAAAACAUAUAGGGAAUAAACAUUUCUUUGUAUGUGAGAGUGGGGGAGGGGGCAUUGGCAGAAGUGGCCAGGCUGGUUACUAUGGCGACGCUUGAGGGCGCCAACACGUGAAGUAGCCAGCGUGUGGUUUUGUUAAACUUUGGUUUAAUUUUCCUCAAUAGUUUAGCUGUAGAUUUUCAUCUCGAUAGUAUUUUUUUAUUGUGUUGGGUAGUAAAUUACAGUAGUUAAGUACUCUUUAUCAUUGGUUUGGUAGGUUUUUUCUGGUUUGUGAACUGAUUUUGUGUAUUUUCCCCAUAAGUUUUUCUAUUCGAGGUAUGAAAAUUCUAUUUUUUUAUAUAACCUAACCCAUUCAUAUCUGGAGGGAUACCUGUAUAAUGAUAAUGUGUAUCUAUAAAAUCUUUGAGACUUGGAACUGUACCAACUAUUCAUUAGAUCAUCAUCAAUGGUGAUGGCUAGCCUUAAGUACUAUACAGUAUUUGGUUCAAAGGUUUCCUAUGUAUGUUUUCCAAAAUUUCAGUGGGCAGGUUGAUGAAUAACUUCAUUGUGGUGUAACCUAAUUAUUAGUGUCCACUGAUUGGCCUCCUGGUAUUUUAUGCUAAGUAUAUAGGUAUACUGUACUGUAUGUAUAAAAAAAAAAAUUAUACAGGCAGACCAAAAAUUAAUAGAUACCUAUAUAGUGUCCUCAUUAAUCGGCCAUUUUCUCUCUCUCUCUGUAAAAGAUGUAUUCUGUUCCAGUACUUGUUCACAUAUUUUGUCCCUAGUGCUUCACGGAAGUCAGCAGUAGGGCCUUCCUUAAAAGAACACUUGAAACUAUGUAUUCCACUCAUUCGUGCAGGCAGCAACUUCUGGAUGUCUAUCCUAUGGAUCCUUCACCUCAUCUUUCCAUCAUCUUAAUUUUCCUCUCUUCUUCUAACUACGAGUUUCUAACUUGUACUAUGUACAUUUUACAUCUCGUUCACUAGCCAUGCAUUCAAUACCCCCACACAACAUUCUUGAUGUCUUUAAUUAUAGAGGCCCAUUUCUCUCUUUCUGUCACACUCGGAAACAGCAUUCAAAAGUUUUUCCAUUUUCAACAAUACUUUCAAUAUUCUCGCAUUGCUGUUAUAUUUAUGUUCUGUCAUACAUUUUCUUGUAAAUCCAUAAAUGCCUCAAAACAAUUCCCCCCCCCCCCUUUUUUUUUUUAAACUGAAAAUUUUCACUCCUGUGCUUUACCAUAAAACCUGGAUCCACAUGCAUCCUUCCCUUUCUUAACAGACACUUUCUCCUCUACUCUGCUCUUGUUGCAAUUUUCAGUGCUUCAGUAAUUAUUUUAUAUUUUAUAAAUAAAUAUUUUGUACUUAAACAACUUAAACUUGGUCUCCUAUCAUCCAGUUACAUUUAAAUCCCUGGUUUCUAGGUGAAUUUAUAAUCUAACAUGUGAUUUAUGGAGUCUUCUGUAUAAUUUUGGUUACAUAUACAGUAUUGUAAAUCAUUUAAAAUUAUUAUAGUAAACUAUGGUGAUUUUGAUGUUGGGUAAAAUAAUAUAAUAUCUAUUACUACUGUUUUUCAUCAUUUGCUUCAAUCUAAAAAAAUAUAUAUAUAUGAUAAUGGGUUCUACCUGAAACUACUUGCAAUUUCUUGUAUGCUGUAUGUAGACACAUAGUUCUGUAUACUUGGUAAAUGAGCAUAGAAUUUUUCUAAUGCUAUCUCUUAAAUUAAAUUUUUUGUCCUCUGACGCCUUUUGAUGUACAGUACUGUACUUGGGUUUUAACAUAUACUGUAUGUCAGGAGUUGAAACUUCCUUUGUCUUAUACAGUAUCUUUGUAAGGAGUGAACUGUUUUGUAUGAUUUUCAUGUAGAAACAGUUUGUCAUCAGUUUACUGUAUUAUAUAAAGAACUGUUUUUUCCAAAAGUUAUAUGCUUUGGUGUUGGUGCUUUGACCUUGAGUGUACGGAGUUGCACAGUUAUCUGCUUCUGAAGGUUUGUAGUGCAUUUAUGGCUUUUCAGAUCCAGAUUUAACACCAUGUAGUAAAUGACACAUGUAUACAGUGCAAGUUUUGAUACUUAAAAUGUUUUUCAGAAACUUAACUUAAAAAAACUCUAUGUAUACAUUAACACUAAAGAAUGCAGAGUAUACUGUAUAUAUACAUGCCAUUUUUAUUUUGAAUUGACUUUAGCACUUGUAUUUUAAAUUUUUGUAAAUCAUUAUGUAAGGUAUUGUUUGUUUUUAAUGUCUAUUUUUUUAAUGGGACAAUAUGCUUGAAAAGAACUAGUGCAACUUACUCUACUGAUUGAGGACAGUUUACACAGGAAAAGAAUGCAGAAUUUGGAGCAAACUAUGGCCUUACUGAAGCUUGCUGUUACUGCUUCUGUAAAAAUGUAACUGCAAAACUUGAAUAGGCCAUUGAGAAUUUGCUAUGUAUAGAUACUGUCUUUAGCCUUUGUCAGCCUUGCAAUGCUUUGUUUUUAAGCUAUAUAUCCUCAUCGUCUACCCUUUCUCAUUCAUUAUUAGCUACGUGUUAGGAAGAGUAACUAAGAGCAUUGUCACUAACCUUGUUUGAAGUGUUAUGACAAAUGGUAGCUACUUUCAAAUUUGUCUUUUGCUCUCUCUUGCUUAAAAAAAAAAACCAAACUAAGCUUUGAUCUGAGACCACCUAAGGAUCUCCAUUUCUUAUUUUCCAUUCACAUUUUAUGAAUUUAACUUCAGAUUUUUUUGUGAAGAGUUUGACAUGUGCUUUUAGUUUACAGAACAGUACCUUGCAGUAGUUUUCUUGAGGUAUAUUUAGAAAAUCCAUAUUUUUCUUUUUACUGUAUAGUCAUGAUUGAGGAAGGGGAGUUGAGUGGAUACAUAUGGAAAGGUAGGAUUUUGAAGGUGGGGGUCAUACUCUUAGUAAAAAAAAUGGACUCAUUGUAGGAAGAUAUAAAGAUGAAUAAUGUGAUCUUGUAAAGUACAGUAAUACUUCAGGAGGAACAGCUGCAUUUCUCUUUACUUUUGUAGUGUAACAGUAAUUGGCAAGUAAUAUAUAAUACGAUAAGCUAGUCAUUUUGAUUAGUUGUGGAGUUUAAAUUGAAUUAUCAUUUUAGGAAAAUCUAGAGAAAUAUACUGUAAGUAAAUAAAGUAGAAGGUGGAGCAUGAAUAUUGGUCAUGUGGAGAGAACAGACACUGAGUAAGAAUAGAUGUACAGUAUAGGAAAGACAUAUUUAAAAUGAAAGCGAGUAGAAAUUGUUAUUGGCAAUCUGUGACAUUUCCAAAGUUAACUAUUUAAAUUGGUUGUUUACAUGUGCUGGUGUAGAACUAAAUUUCCAUGAGUGAGUGUCGUCAUUUGAGUAAAUUAAUCGGUGACAACAUUUUCAGUCAUUGCGUGUGUGACAAUUAUUUUUUGGGUCAGUGACUAUAUGGGUGAGUCUGUAACUAAUAAUUUUGUGUAGACUAUGAAGUGCAGCUUUAAAGAUAAGGAUAUCCUUGGAUCAUUUCUUACAAUACGAUCAUCAUCCAGUCAUGUGAAUGCCAAAUUUUGGCAAGUUUAUACAAAGAAAAAAAAUACUGUAUUAGCACAAUAUUGUUAACCAGAGCAUUAAACUUUGGUGAAGGCAACAUGAUGCUGUUUGGCCAUUUAAUAUUUUGAAAACUGUUUACGGGCAUGCAGUUAUAUAUAGGCAGUCCCCGGAUUACAAAGUAAUUCCGUUCCUGGGGACAUUCUUAAGUCGAAACACACUAUGUGCAUACUGUACUUACAGAAUGUCUUGAAAUCCCACUAUAUCAUAGCCCAAGUCCUUAUAUACAUCUAAAAUCACUUAAUUUAUGAGAAAAAUAUGGCAAAAUGCAGUAAAUGAAAGUAAAAAUUAAGUCAUUGAGUAAAUAAAAUACUGUAAAUUUAGAAUUUAUCCUCGUUCGUAUCGGCGGAUGUCCAUAAAUCGGACAUUCGUAACCCGGGGACUCCCUGUAAACAUUUUAAAAUUGGUAUUUUGCUUCCUUAUUGGCAUAUCAGAUUAAGUGCACAUUAUAACUCGCCUCUAAAACUUUGGUAUAGUACAAUAAUAUUUUUGAACUGUUAGCAAGUCCUUUUUGUGGGAGUCGAGAACCUGCUUCUCUGGGUUACAAUACUUUGGGUUUCCUUUUCAUUCCCAAAUAAUCCUCUUGAAAAUACAAGCAUUAGUAUGAAAAAUUAUUCUAUGGUGAUCUUGGUAAUUGUGAAAUGUAAUUUGGUCAGGAUUUCGUGCUUUCAUCAGCAUCCAACUGCAGCAAGGCAAAGCAUUAUAAUUAUAAGGUAGCAAGGCAAAGGCAGCAUCUACACAAGAUUCUUCAAUACCUGUGGAGAAGCUUCAAGCCCAGGGAGGUUUAAUCUUUUCCAGUAUUGUUGUUAAUCUCAGAUGUACAGAAGAACUAUUUAAUGAGAAAUAUAUUUACAUUUUAUA
This is a messenger RNA of Homarus americanus (American lobster), 7366 nucleotides long. It is a transcript of the gene mfrn, whose product is annotated as mitoferrin-1-like. The coding region runs from base 185 to 1321 and encodes 378 amino acids. Gene Ontology annotation, biological process: iron import into the mitochondrion. Gene Ontology annotation, molecular function: ferrous iron transmembrane transporter activity. Gene Ontology annotation, cellular component: mitochondrial membrane. NCBI's taxonomy places the organism in Eukaryota, Metazoa, Arthropoda, Malacostraca, Decapoda, Nephropidae. The transcript has 4 exons. The record is from RefSeq and is a predicted model, not a curated record.